Messenger RNA from Opisthorchis viverrini, 1044 nucleotides. RefSeq lists its product as hypothetical. Lineage: Eukaryota; Metazoa; Platyhelminthes; Trematoda; Opisthorchiida; Opisthorchiidae. The transcript is spliced from 4 exons. The annotation marks the transcript as partial. The record is from RefSeq and is a predicted model, not a curated record.
CUGGAGCCUUAUACGCUUUCCCAUGAAGCCGGGGUAUCUCUCCAAAAGGAUCUCAGUGUGUCCAAGUGGCGGAAGUAUCUUGCUGAAUUCAGGCGUUACCCGUUCACACUCAUGAGGGACGAUAAGUCGAUCGACGGACCUGGAGUGAACAAGUCGGUGACGACGACUCUUACAGCUCCAAUGAGGCACCUGGCGUCCAACGAAACCGACAUACAUAGCCACCAAAUGAGUGGAGUCGCUCGAUCAAGACAGAGUUUUGCAGACAAGGCUUCGCAGUAUUCACCAUCGUCUUGUUUAUCAACGGACAUCACGGAGCCAGCCAUCGGCAGGAUUGCGAGCUUCACCACAACCGAAGAAAAAGUAAACGAACCGCAUUUGGAUGAGCGUGGCAUUGAGUCUCCUCCUAAUUAUUUUACCCCACACAACCUGGCCAGAUUGUUGAAGUCCAUUACAUUUGAUUCCUCGCUCAUGCAUGUGGUUUUGCGUCAUCUACAAACUGCCGGUCUGUUGCACGGAUGUCUCAGCUGCCAGACCUACUUUAUAGACAAACAGAUGCUUGAAUUGCAUCAGGAGCGGAUGCAUUCAUCCUCCCCUAACGCGAAGCCAUUCGGCUGUGGUGUGUGCGGUGAAGAUCAGCAAGAUUGCAUGAACUUCUUGACACAUUUUCUUCGAAGCCACAUACAAACCGUAUCCACAAAUCGCACAGACUGCAAACGCUCUGAAAAGCAGCAUCUAUCACCAACCAAGAUGUCAUUCUCUGAAGAUUCUCAGGAAUUCAGCAAUCCUUCCAACGAUUUUCAGAGCAAUCAGCUCUUCUUAACUUCCGACUCCGAUGUAAGUCCGCCUCAUAAAACCCCUUCCCUCUCGCUGACGAACGGCUAUCAGGCACAUCAUACGGACAAAGACAUGGAAGAUAACCCUGAUGGUUGCAGUGAUAACCGGUUGUUGGAAGUGCAUCAUCAGGAUUGCGCUGAUCAAGUCAGACGUGAUACUUCUAUCGAAUACCCUGUUGAGAAGCUAAAGAACACCAAUACCAUACUCACA